UUCCGCCACCGCGCCUGCUCGGUGCGGGAUGCUGAAAUUGUAGGCGAUGAUGGCGGAAGGGGAGCAGCGCUGACUUUUCUACGAGUUCUUCCCGCGGCCGAAGAACCGUCUACGACAUCGUUUCUCUCCCCCCUCCCCGAAACCUUUUCCCGACACGAUGGGGAACGAGGCGAGCAUGGAAGGGGAGGGACAGGCGGGACAAGGCGGCCCCUGCGCCGUCCCUGCAGCGGGAGCUCCGGCUUCCAUUUCAGCACCGCCGGACGCUGGACAGCUCAUCAAGCCGAGCAACGGAGCGCCUGCCGGAGGAAGUGGCGCCGGAGUCGGCCGGGGGAUUAACAGGCCACCUGCAUCAGACCCGGGUCCUAAAGCAGGAGUCCCCGGCAGUCAUGGAACAGGAGACAGGUUGGCCACCCAUGACACCCCGUCCCAGGGAGAGCAGGGCCAUGGUCACGCGGCCAGGAAGAGCUUGCACGUGGAUGUGGGCGGCGGCGGCGGGACCGGGAGGUCCCCGUCGGUAUCCCCAGACCGAGGCAGCGUGCCUACCUCUCCUUACUCUGUGCCUCAAAUCGCGCCCAUGCCCAGCAGCAAGCUGUGCCCCGUCUGCAAGACGGCCGACCUGACUGGCACCGCUGAUGACAAGCCAAACUUCAACACCUGCACCAUGUGCCGCUCCAUGGUGUGCAACCAGUGUGGCUUCAACCCCAACCCCCACCUCGCCCAGGUUCAGGAGUGGCUUUGCCUGAACUGUCAGAUGCAGAGAGCGCUGGGGAUGGACAUGACCACUCCACGUUCCAAGAGUCAACAGCAGAUACACUCUCCUUCUCACGCUGCCAAACCAGAACCCAGACCCGAUGCUCCCUCUCAGCCCGCCCCUCAGACGCAGAUGCCUCCUCAGGCCCGACCUCCAGGGCAGACCCGGCCGGGUCCCGGCCCGUCCAAGCAGACCAGUCCGGCUGGCCCAGGUCAGCAAGCGACAAAGCUGCCCCCGGGGGCGGUGCCUCUCCCUGGCAUGGCCAAAGCCCCAUCCCAGCCCGAUUUGUCCCGAAACUCCCCCGCGCACCAGCCCCUCCACCCCCGCCAGGACCAGACACGAAGCGCAGGCAGCUCUCCCUCACGACAGCCCCCGCCCCCCGAGCAGACUUUUGGGAAAUUAUUCGGCUUUGGUGCUUCUCUCCUUAACCAAGCCAGUACUCUAAUAUCUGAGACCACUCAAGCCCAACAACCACCCCCAAAGCAAGCCCCCAAACCAGGCGUCGGACCCGGGGCACCGAAACCCUCAGGACCUCAACCUGCACCACAAGGAUCUCGAGCCCCAUCUCAGCAGCAGCAGCAGCAAGCUGCUCCUCCAAGCUCCUCCAAACCCAAAGUUUGUUGUCCUCUCUGCAAGGCGGCCCUCAACGUAGGAGCCACAGCAGAGCAAGCCAACUAUAACACCUGCACUCAGUGCCGCUCCCAAGUGUGCAACAUGUGCGGAUUCAACCCCACCCCUCACCUGCUGGAGAAUAAAGAAUGGUUGUGCUUGAACUGCCAGACACAGAGGGCUCUCUCUGGAAGUUUGGGAGAUAUUCCGGACCCCGGCACACAGCCCGUGGCUUCCCCCAGGUCACCUGCGACGUCCAAUCAACAGAAAGGUGCCGAUCCGCGGUCAGGACCGAGGCCCCCGGGCUCUCAGCAUCAACAGAAACCACCGGGUCCCCAAGUAAGUGGCCCCGCCUCUCCUAUGAAACAGGCUGAAACUUCCUCUCAAGCCAAGGGGAUCAACCAAGCUUCCCAUCCAACUAAGGCUUCUUCCCAGCCUGCUCCUCAAGCCAAGGUUUCAGGUUCUCAAAGCAAGGGUGCAACGCCACCCCCAGCGCAGAGUAAGGGCCAAUCUCAGAAUAAAGGUCCUGCUCUAAGUAAGGGUCCCGCUAACCAAACUAAAGGGCAGAACCCGGCUAAAGGGCAGACUCCGACAAAGGCAUCUGCUCAGCCCGCUGCUCAGGUUAAGGUUUCAUCCACCCCUAAAGGAGCACCCAAUAACGCCAAGACUUCUCCCACCUCUUCAAAAACAGCACCCACCCAGUCUAAACCCGCAGGUACGUCACAGGUACGCAAACAGACGCAGAGCCAGGAGAAGACAAAAGUCACGUCUAAGUCUCCAAAGGAGGAUGCCAAGGCCUCGCCAAAGAAGGACCCUUCAGAGACCACAAAAGACACCAAGAUAGCAGACCAUGCGCCGAGGUCAACGCACCGAGAAGAUUACAUCAAGUCAAGUACCCAGAGUUUAAGCGACACGGGAUACUCUUCCGAUGGCAUAUCCGGCUCUCAAGGCGAGAUCAGUGGUCAAAUUCACGAAGACGCCCUCAAACUCAACGAGAGGGGUGUGUCCAUUUCCCCGGAAAUCACCAGGUUGGAGACGUCCAUGAAACCUCUACUGGAAUCCAAGGCGGCGUCAGACCAGAAGCACAGGCCUCAUUCGCUGUCUGUUGGACAGGGACGGGACAUCAGUCCCGAUGAUGACGCGGCAAGAGAUGAAUCGGAGGAUGAGCUCAGCUGCAAGCUUCGUCACGAUUACGUGGAAGACAGCAGUGAAAGCGGCCUCUCGCCACUGCCAGUAAGGCAAAAGAAGUCCCAUAAAGAUUUAACUGACGAAGAGUUUAUGAGGAGGCAAAUUAUGGAGAUGAGUGCUGAUGAAGAUGACUUGGAGGAAUAUGGAGACCAGAAAGUUAAAAGAGGACAUAAAACUAGUGGGGAUUUGAACAAAGAGAGAAGAAGACUCCCGCACCAUUCGAGCAGUUUUGAGGAUAACUCUAAGGAAUCAGAAGAGGCGUACAAAGUAAAGGAAGAGGAAGAUGUCAUGAUGGCAGGGGGUCUUCGUCGCUUUAAGACAAUUGAGCUGAACAACACCAACAGUUACAACCGUGACAUGGAACUCAACGCUGAGCAUGACCUACGAGAACCCGAGCUGGAGAUGGAGAGUCUGACUGGUUCUCCAGAAGAACGGUCCAAAGGAGAAUACUCAUCCACUCUACCUGCCACAACUCCCAGCUACACCUCUGGAACUUCACCCACAUCUGUAUCCUCCAUGGAGGACGACAGUGACAGCAGCCCUAGUCGAAGAGCGCGACUCGAGGAAGCAAAACAGCAGAGAAAGGCCAGACAUCGCUCACACGGGCCGCUGCUGCCGACAAUUGAGGACUCAUCUGAGGAGGAUGAGCUCAGAGAGGAGGAAGAGCUACUCAGAGAACAGGAGCAGAUGAGAGACCUUGAGCAACAGAGGAUCCGGAGUACUGCACGGAAAACAAAGCGGGAUAAGGAGGAACUACGAGCACAGAGGCGCAGGGAAAGAUCCAAAACUCCCCCCAGUAAUCUCUCUCCCAUUGAGGACGCGUCACCAACUGAAGAACUGAGACAGGCAGCGGAGAUGGAAGAGCUCCACAGGUCAUCCUGUUCCGAAUACUCACCUUCGAUUGACUCUGAAGCAGAGGGCUUUGAGAUAAUAGCCGGAAAGCUCUACAAAUCAGGGAAUGAAUAUAACCUUCCCACUUUUACAUCGCUCUACUCCCCCACAGAGAAGACACCCACCAUGACGUCAGCUGAUAAAACACUCAAAAGUGCAGAAGAAGUCUAUGAGGAGAUGAUGAAGAAAGCCCAGCUCCUGCAGAGACAAGGCAAAAACAGUCAGCAGAAAAAUUCUCUGACUGACAACAAAAACCUCGAAACAGGAUCAGCCUUAACUCCUGGUUCCAGCCCUACCGGUGGUGCACCUAUGUCCUUCUCCACAACCGGGAACGACCCACGAAUUCCAGGGAUUCAUGCAGCACAUCUUUCAAAAGAAACUCAAAACAGGAUGAUGUCACAGAGUGCCAAAAUCGAAGGGGUUGUCGGAGGAGUGGCCACAACCAAAACACAAGGCAGUCACACCCGCAAUGCAGCUAACGCAUCAUCCGACCCUGCAGGAUCCUCUCUCACCUACAAAGUCUUCUCUCUUUUCAAAGGCCCCAGCCCUCCAGUCUCGCCAAACGCUUCUCCCGCACAAAGCCCGACACACGCGCCUACCGUGCGACCCGCAGGAAGCGGCGGCAGGCAGUUGCCGACACUCCCUGGCGGACCGGCAUCGGCUGUAACUCCCCGUGGAGCUCAGGCACCUCAGAGGUCUGCUUCGCCACGUCUUGCACGACAACAGUCCUCCCAGGAUUCACCAGUGAUGGUCAUAACGCUAGGAUCCGUAACGCCGAACCCUGCUAAGCCUGUAACUGUAAAUUCAUCCACUUCCCCGUUAUCAUCCCCGACACAGGCUAGCUAUAAAACCUUGUAUAGCUCCCAGCCUCUGCCCACAAGUUCCCCAUCGUCAUCACCAAAACAUUCAUCACAGAUGCCUCAAAAUUCUGAAAGAUCAAAUAGUCGUGGAUCGCUGUCUAUGGAAAAUAUAUCUCUUUGUAAAAUCUCAAAUAUUCCAGGCACUACAAAAGUCCUGGGCCAGAGCCAAACCCUUCCAACCAAUAUUGUAGAUCUCAGAGCCCCAAUGAGAUCUGCCCCAAUUAUAAUGACAGACCAAGGCAUGGAUCUAACAUCCUUAGCCUCCGACACAAGGCGCUAUUCUCUGGGGGCGGAACAGCCAUCUGUUCGACUUACGGCAGUGCAACCUCUCAUAAUGAACUUGAACGCGCAAGAGCAACCGCAUGUGUCCGUUUCAACACCGACAACCGUCAGCGUCACAGUCGCAGGUACUAUGUUCAUGUCUCAACCCAAACAUCCCAUCGUGUAUGGAGAUCCUUUGCAAAACCGCGUGGAUUUGGGGCAAGGGGUUGGAACAGCAGUCUGUUUAUCCCAGAGCAAGCCACCGGUUGCAGACCCGUCUAUUCCCAAAAUUGAUGCCUGCCUGGAGAACCUGGGUAUCCAACAGCAGCAGCUGCAGUUACAACAACAAAAGCUCCUUCAGCAGCAGCAACUUCUCGAGCAGCAGCUCCAGCAGCAUCAACAGCAGUCUUCUUUUGCUCGUUUCAAUUUAGCUAAUCAAGUCCCGCCGCUUUUAAUGAAGAAAGAUCUUGCCGUUAGCCAGACAACCAGUUCCCAACCUGUGGUGACCGCGAGAGUCGCUCCUCUGGCUUCACAGCCUGUUUCUAAUGCCCCCCAGGAAAUAUACGGCGGGGUUGCUUUAGAGCUCCAAAACAAGCCGACGGUAAUGAAUCUGUCCACGGGUAAAGCUCAUGUCAUGAUGGUUCAACUAGAUGAGACUAAAACAUCACAGGCGGGCACGGUUACCCAGUUAGUCAAGAAAGAAGAGCCGCCGCCUCCCCCUCCCCAGGUCUUAGAUCUGACUGGACAGAUCAAACCAGAAAACCAAGUAGCUUGUUGCGAUGUUGUGUACAAUUUGCCCUUUGCUGGUUCGUGUACGGGGUCAUUCAGUCAGAAGCCCACAACCGUAUCACCAGAGAAGAACCCCAUCACCGAAACCUCAAAAGCUCCACCACCACCUUCCAAUCCUCGACAUUACAACGUCAAUCAACAGCAACAAUCUCAAGCUACACAGGGUGUAACCGAGGAGCAUAAACCAUAUCAAACAACUUUAGUUCCAUCGGGAAGAAUCCAGCCUUCCAUGUCCGAUACCAAUCUCCCCGCCAUGACCGACGGCACCCAGUACCAGGUGAACAUGAAGGGAGGGGUGGCAGUAGAUCUCAGUAACAUGAAUCAGGCUUAUGAUGGCACAUAUCUCGGCAUGGGAGCUCAGUAUGGUUCUUACACAGACUUACGUCAUCAAGGUGACAUCGCCGGCCCCGCAAUGCCCAUUCGCCGUUAUGGCUCCAUGUCAAAUAUCAAUUCCGAUUACGGCUAUGGCUCCAAGGAGUUAGCAGGACCGCAGGACUCUAAUGUGGCUCAAUACAGCGCAACCACGGCAAGAGAGAUCAGUCAGAUGUGUGCUGCUCUUAACACAGCGGAUCAGUUUGCAACCCGGUACGGAAAUAACCCUGAAUUGCUACAUUAUGGCGUUGGGAGGAGUGGACCUAUAGGUAGGCUAAAUCUGCAUCAGAGUUUAGCAUCGAUACGAGCAAACUUGCUGUACGGCACAGAUGGAAGAGCACUGCCAAAUGGCCAAGCUUUAACAAACCUAAUCAAUGCCAGACAAGCUAGCAUACGCGCCUUGUAUCCUGCUGCUUUGAGAGGAGGUGAUGGCAUGAUAUACUCGACCAUAAACACACCUAUAGCGUCUACCUUGCCGAUUACUACCCAACCGGGUUCUGUUCUUCCACCGAUGCCAAGAGGCAUUUACAGGCCAUACCCGUCAGGUGUAACAGCUGUACCAUUAUCGAGUCUUACCAGGUUGCCUCAAGUGAGUCCCAGAAUUCCCGUGGCCACACAAGGAACAUAUUCAUACCCUCCUCCAAACCAGUAUUCGACUUCGGCCCCCCCAUCCGGCAGUAUGCCCGCUGUAAGCUCCUCACAACAAGAAACACCCAUGUAUCUUGGUAAGCCUUCAACAACGGCAGCAGUCAUUCUACCGACCCAAGCCAACGCGGCACAUGUAUCAGGACCCGGGAUUCAAACUACGACAGUCCAACAGGCAGAUCAGUCUCAACUUAGCUCGCAGAUGACGCCCAUCUCUCAAGUCCAAGGACAGCCUCCUACCAUCAGGCCACCACAAGCCCAGAUGCAGCCCCAACAGUUACCUGCUCAAACGGAACCUUUGUCGUUGACCCAAACCCAACAUCAAGCUCAAGCCAUCAGUCAAGCCCAGUCCUCGGUUUUGCCACAGGGCACAGUCGCUCCGAGUGUUACCGACGCUCAGAAAGGCAAAGAGGACGAGCGGCUCAGUCAGCAGCAAGAGCACAUGCUGCAACUCGAGCGAGAGCGCGUCGAAUUGGAAAAACUCAGGCAACUGCGCCUUCACGAGGAGCUGGAGAGAGAUCGCAUGGAGCUUCAGCGACACCGAGAAAAAGAACAGCUACUUGUUCAGCGCGAGAUCCAAGAACUGCAGACAAUCAAGCAGCAGGUCCUGCAACAACAGCAAGCGGAGCGGGAGACUCAGCUCAUCAUGCAAAGAGAGCAACUGGCCCAGCAAAGAAUGCAACUGGAACAGAUCCAGUCUCUGCAGCAGCAGCUUCAACUGCAGUUGCAAGAGCAAAAACGACAGAAGACGGCAGCGGUGGAGGCAGCCGCCGCAGCGGCAGCGGCGGAAGCUGCGGCAGCAUCAGCGGCAGCCGCUGCGGCCGCUACAUCCGCGCAGGGACCCAUACAGGGGGUGGUGGUGGGAGCAGGGCCUCCUCAAGGUUUUAUUAUUUGCGAUCAAAGCGGCAGGGUCAUUCAACAAGACGGACAAACUGUUCAGUUUUGGCAGGACGGACAAGUGGUCCAGGCCAUGGUGGCAGCUCGACCUAUUCACAGUUCGGUGUCUGAGAUGUCGUUGAGAAGCAGCGACAAGCAAGCCGAGUCCAAGAGUAUGAAAAAGCAAAAUUCGAUGCCCCGUCUCAGGGACAGCACAGAGGAUGAUCCCGCUAAGAAGAUAGCAGACAGUUGUGUACAAACAGACGACGAAGACGGCGAGGACCGCUUCAUGAACCGACGCCGGAGAACAAGACGCAUUGCAGACUGCAGCGUGCAAACCGAUGAAGAGGACCAGGGAGACUGGGAUCAGCAGCCAGUAAGGCGCAGGCGCUCACGCAUAUCAAAGCACUCGGAAUCCAGCGGUGAGAACAAAUCAGACGGGUCAUCGAAAGCAGUUUCUGCGAGCAUAGCGAUUCAAACCUCAAACGACUCAUCGUGCCAGACAGAAUCUGACCAACUCGGUCGGGUUUCACCAGCAAUACAUAUCACUAUGGCGGAAACCUCAAAGGUUGACUUAUUACAUUAUAUAGCGGCUCCUGAGAGGACCCACAAAGGAGAAAGUUUGGCUUGCCAGACAGAACCGGAGUCUCAGUCCCACGGUGUGGUCGCCCCUCAGCUUAGCGUCCCCACAACCAUCAGUCCAUACUCGACAAGUCUGCAUAUCGUUGGCGCAAAUUCAUCUGACCCGACCUCCCCCAGACUUCAAGGAGUCGCUAAAUUCGAGAGAAGGAAACCCGACCCUCUGGAAAUCGGCUACCAGCAGCAACAAAAUGAGUCUCCUUCUCGCCAGCCCCCCAAAUCUCCUCAGGUUUUAUACUCGCCAGUGUCGCCGUUGUCUCCUCAUCGUAUGUUGGAAACAACGUUUGCCUCACAAGAGAAGCUCAACAAAGCUCACGUGACACCGCAGCAGAAGGCCUUCACCGCCGAAUCGCCGCAACGCCACCAGUCUAUACCAAGACCAAUCAAAAGUGUGCAGCGCUCCAUGUCCGAUCCCAAGCCUCUAAGCCCCACGUCGGAGGACCCGGCCAGGAGCAGAUUCUCGCCAUACCAUCAGCAAGCCGUGUCCAACAGUCAGCAGAUGGCCUCCCUGCAGCAGCAGCAGCAGAACGCUGUGAUGAGGAAGGUAAAGAGGACGCUUCCCAGCCCCCCUCCAGAGGAGCCUCCACUCCCCAUAGUUACGCCAGCGCAAAUGUACAGCUCUCCCGGCAUGCCUCAGAGGGUUUUACCAAGACCUGUGCAAGGAGUCACCAAGGCGGGGUUGCUGAGUGAACUGAAAGCCGUGGAACAAGAAUCAUCGAAGCUCCGUAAGCAGCAAGCCGAGCUAGAAGAGGAAGAGAAAGAGAUUGACGCUAAAUUACGCUAUUUGGAACUCGGCAUUACGCAGCGAAAGGAGACCAUGGUGAAGGAGCGGGAGAGGAGAGAGUUGGCUUACUUGCGUUGUAUGGGUGACGCUCGGGACUACAUGUCAGACAGCGAGCUCAAUAACCUCAGAAUGGGAACCGCAACCGCAACCUUUGAUGCUAAUGGUUUGUUGACAAGGCCCAGCACAGCGCCACUUAGUCAGUUUACUAAUGACCUUAACGCAACCUCCCAGUAUUCCUCAACAUCAUCAUAUAUGCCUUAUCCGUACCCCCAAAGUCAACCGUCAUCACAACAACCGAGCUCCUCUUACCAUCAGAUUGGUUUCCAGCCACCUCAGUAUCCUUCGUCCUCAGCACCCCAGCCAGGAACGUUCCAGCCACAUCCUCCGACAGGCCCCGGAUACCAGAACCAAGGAACCUACUCGUCCCGUAUGUACGGACAACCGUCGUACCCCACAGAUCUCGGCAUGCAUCAACAUGGACACCAGGGCUUCCAUCCUCAGAGUCAACCGAUGCCCGGCCAGAGCCUCCCAUACCCAAGCCAUAGUUCCUACCAACCUGGACUCUCUUACCAACCCCAGGCAGAGAUCCUCACAGUACACCAAAGACCGAGGCAAACUUCUUUGGCUGACCUAGAGCAGAAACUCCCCACCAACUACGAGGUCAUCAGCAACCCAGCGGUCUCUGUUGCCACAUCUGUUCCAGAUGCUAGCUAUGGUUCCGCCUACAGCAACGCGUAUGGACAAUACCGCCCCGCUGAGCCCGGCCUGACUCACUCUGGUGACAGCCCAACGUCUGCUUAUGUCUCAGAUGAGCUCUACACCUCGAACUUGGAGCAGAACAUACCUAGGAAUUAUGUAAUGAUCGAUGACAUCAGUGAGUUGACCAAAGAAAAUGCGAAUCAACCCACCGACGCGCUAGGUCAUCCAGUCGGAGGGCGAUAUCGCGGCGAGAACGGCCCCGGACGCGGCAGCACCUACGGUAGACCUGAAGAUGAGCCGGUGGAUGCUUACGGAAGACCCGCUGGUACGAUGGGGUACCAAAGCACAGUAGACAGCCGUACUAGCACCACAGCGAGUGCCGGAUCUUGUUACUAUGAUGACCAUAAACACACAUCACGGAGCAGCUCCGGUAGUCACAAAGUGUCACCCAAAAAUCUUGCCCCGGCCGUGGUCUCCUCCAAACGCAGUAAGCAUCGCAAGCAGGGAAUGGAGCAGAAGAUAUCCAAAUUUUCCCCUAUUGAGGAAGCCCGAGAUGUUGAGGCAGACCUAGCAUCCUACACGAUGACAACCUCAACAGGGGGCAGCUGUACUGUGGUGUCCAGAUCCAAGAAGCAGGAUGAAGUAGCAUACGGGAUGAAAAGGAACACAUAUGACCAGCAGAAGUAUUACGGCACCAGUCGUGAGGGCCUCGAGGAAGAAGAUCGUAUGUACAGCUCCGGUAGGUCCAGGUCUACCGGGUACGGCAUGGACAAGAUCACAUCCAGAGACGCGUCAGGGCACAGGAGUAAAUCCUACGAGAGAGAUGCCAUGGAACGUUCUCAGAGAAGCAGCCGCAGCGGAAGACCGCCCAUACGCAAUCAGAAUUCAGAGGAAGAGAGUCCGAUCAGUCCUGUCGGGAAGCCUGUAGGCAUCGGACGUUCUGGGAUCCCAAACGCCCACGAUGUUAGGAACCAGUAUGGAUCCAGUCAUUCGCUUCCGGAUGUGCAAGAUCACCACAAGAAGGACCUUCCCAGGAGUCACGUCUACAAACCCGAUGAUCCUUACCUGGUAGAUGACAUGAACUGUGCUGUGUCUGACAGUGAAGCCUAUCAUUUGGGCCAAGAGGAGACUGACUGGUUUGAAAAGCCCCGGGAGGCCCGUUCAGAUCGUUCAAGACAUCACAGAGGUGGCAGUCAGUCAUCUACAGGUAGGCGCACAAAGCACACCUACCAUGACUAUGAUGAACCACCAGAGGAAUACGGCCCCCAGGACGACAACCAUCAGCGCCAUUCCUCCUCGGCGUCAUCACGGGACCACCGAUAUCACGGCAGCAACUCUGGGAGGCACAGUUCUUCCAGACACUCCUCAGAAGAACCCAGGUCGUCUCGUUCAUCGAGAACACACCCCAAAGACCCAUCGGGGCGAUCUGAUGGCAGGACCGCCUCCUCUGCUCAAAGGAGGGGCGGCCCGGAUAGCCGUUCUGCUCAAGGAAGCCCUCGCAACUCAGGAGACUUCUCCCGUGACCCCGCCACUGGUCAUCACCAUGGCACUGGGGGGCGGAGUCAGAGACAACCCGGAGAUCGCCAAAGAAGGCAGGAUCCCUCCACCGCGGGCACGAAGAUGCAGCAGCAGGGCCAUGCUGGGCAACCGCGUUCAAGCGCUCAAGGCCAAACGGGAAGACAUACGGGCUCCGAAGUUCUUGAUGGUACUCAGCAUCCCCAGCAGCAGCAGCUAAGUUCACAACAACAACAACAACAACAGCAGCAGCAAUCACAGCAGCACAGUCAGCCCCCUCCUACCAGCCAGCCAACGACCACUGCAGGGGGGUCAGGACCGUCACAGCAGCAGCCCAAAUCCAGCCAAGCACCGACACAGGGACGCCAGCCAGGAGGAGGCUCUGCAUCGGGGCAGCCAGCAGCUACAGCGGUGAAAAUGGACGCUACACCUUCAGCGGUUUCCACAGGAAUGAAACCGACAAUGGCGGUCCCGACAAUACCUCAGACUAGCAAAACAGCUCCACCCCCUCUAACAGGCAUCGGCUCUAAGGCCGCCCCUGUUGGGAUCGGCAGCAAAGCCGGCGGCAUCGGAAGCGCCGCGGCCGGACAGCCGCCCGCCGAAGGGGAGAACGUUCUGACCAAAAUCCUGCAAGGAGGUGCCGCGGAACAGGCCGGGAAACUGGGAGACGCUUUGUCUGGCCUUGGGAAGAAAUUCACUUCAUUCUUUUGAAUUGAAGAGAGGAGGGGUCUGCAGAGUCACAACACAACAAAAUGAGUGUCUUUGCAGUGGAAAAACCUAUGAAAGUUUAUUUACUACAUUCCCCCAUCACAGAGGACGUGGAGGGAGAGAUCCUGAGAGCAUCAAGGUGGAAUCAAAGGAUGCCUUGUCAGCAGUGAAUUCCCCACACGUGCAUGUGACUGAAGCGGAGAUGAACGGGGCGGGGGGACACAAAUCCCAGCAACCACGGAGGACAGUAAUUAGGAGGCUUGUGCUCCUCCCAGGAGCUUAAAGAGUGUUGGAAGGCCCACGGCUGGAGUCGUUUUUAAUACUAAGGAAAGCCUAAGAGCUCCCUCUGCUGGAUGUCCUUCACGUCUGCGGAUGACACAUCUGGCAAGGCUGUUUUGCUUCCACGUUGAUGCUGAUUCCUCGAGCUUUUCAUAGGUUUUUCUGCUCCCAAAGACUCCACUUCAACCCCCGAGUGCUGGCUUCCUCUGAUCUCUACAUUCCAGUCUAGGGGAACGUAAACCCUGUCUUUGAAUGUCUUCUUACUUCUCCUUUUCUUUUCUUUUUUUUUUUGGGUGUGUCUACAGAAUGCAUGGUGUAAACGUGUACAUGCACGCUCACGAAUAGGACGAAAGGAAAAAGAAGCCCAUAGGUGUAAUCUCACCGUUCACAAGUUUUGUAGUUAUGUUGGAGUUAGAGGGAACGGAAGCGACCGCCAGCGUGCCCGUGAUGCAGUGAGGGUCCCACACAGAUGAGAGGCAUGGCGGCCAUCACUAAGCCAUCUUUGCUUGUCUGUGUGCGGCUUUCAUUCUCUUUUUUUUUUUUUUUUUACUUUUCCUUUCAUUUUGCCUCAUCGGAAGAGCCUUAUUUACACUUUUUUUUUUUUUACUUCUAUACCUCGUAUGUCCUUUGUUUUGGCUAUAUCAUCUUUCCAUGUGUACUUUUCUCUAUUUCUUUGCUACAACUUUAUAUUUUUACUUUAUAUUUUUUAUUUGGAUGUUGUCCGGUCUCCCGCAUGGGAUCAUUUGCUCGGUGACUUUAUUUAAGGACAAAAAAAGAGCAAUAGCAUGCAGAUAAUGCUAUAUAGCACAAUGGUAUCGAUGUCGUGUACAUUAGCAGCGGGGUGUUGUUGUACAGUCUGUCAAGCGGUUUACAACCUUCCUACCAGUUUCCACGUGCGCAUGUUAGCUGCAUAAGAGCAUGCCGAGUGCAACACACAUACACACACAUACACACACACACACUUGGCAUCCCUUUUCUGCUGUAUGGUUAUUGCUUGAUCAACAAGCUGGGCCCACUGCCUUUUCUUGAGGUUCCAAUCUUCUAUGCAAUGACUCAUUUGGGAAGCGAUGAAGCCUAAAAACAAAAUGAACUCAAAUAGGUCAAAAGAUGUAGGAAUUUGACAACUAGAGUUGUUUUGUUUUUGCAUGUUUUCAGACAUGGGUGUCCAAAGUCUGGGCCGGGGGCCAUUUGCAGCUCGUCGCUCGCGUUGACAUUUGGUAAAACAAUGAAAGACAAACUGCAUCACAAAAGAGGAUCGGGGUUGUUGGCUUGAAAUGUCACUCUUACCCGUACAGUGCUAGAAACACAUUUGGACCGCCACUGAUACAUGAAAACUAUGUUUACAAACCGCUACCUUCUCAAGGCCCAAACGAUACUGAUAAUGUUUUCAUUUGAAAUGGAGAUGGAAGUGUAGCUGGUGCGCACCUGAGGGAAAAAGCUUUGAAAGAAAUUAGGAUGUGUUGAGUAGUCCUAAUGGAAUAUCCUGACAGGACUGCUAUCAGGAGAGGGGGGAGGAGCCACCUGCUGUGGCCCAGCAAGGUGCACUGUAGUCGGGCACAUGCUCUGAGCAGCCGCUGUGAUGGCACGGAGGUCUUUGGCAAACCUCUAGCGCAGGGGUGUGCAAACCACGGCCCGGGGGCUAUAUGCAGCCUGCUAAGCGUUUGAAUCCGGCCCGCCAGUUAUUUCCAAAGUAUUUAAACCUUUAACAUACAAGCUGGGAACAUUACUUUCAAGUAUUCGGAGUCAUGUCAGGGAUGUUACAUAUAUACGCAUACUCUUUAAUAGUUAGUGUUUUAUCAACAAAAAAAUGAAAAAUUAUAUUUUGUUAUUUGAUAGGGUCUGAUGUUGUCUGAUUAACGGAUAAAUAAUUUCAGGUGGACUGUUAUUUUAAUAAUUAAUUAUAUAAUAAUAAUAAUUAUUAUUAUUAUAUAAUUAUAAACGUAAAACUGUUUUCAUGUAUCAAAUAUUGAGUUUUGGCCCCUGGAUAAUAUUAAUAACUGAAUGCGGGCCCGUGAGUACAACAUAAUGAGCCAUGACAUUUCCCAACAUACUUCAAUGCAGCAUAUAGUACUUUUAAUGAUAAAAACAACCACUUAUUGUUUGUAUUUGUUUUUUAGUUUAUUUAUAACACAUACGCGCAUAACAUGGACAACGUGAUUUUCGGAGUGCCCAUGAAUGCAUCUCGCGGUGGUCUCGUGACAACAAGGAAGUGUGUUUCCCAGGAGGACUCGGGCGGAGAUUGUUCGUGAGUAGGAGAUCGUAUACUGUAUGUAUGGUGUUGGAAAUUGCAGUGCUGUUGGUGCGUUUGGGUCUGAAUAAAGUAAAAAGUAAAAGAAAAUAGGGCUAGACUUUGUGUGACGGUGUGGGUGAUGUGGGUGACUACCGUCUGGACUUCCGUCUGUCGUCAUAACAGAGGCGUGGCUUCACGUGACGCGUAUUUGCUAAUGACGGAAUAUUUUCACCGAAUUAAUGACAUGAAUGAGUUAACGCGCUAUUUUAGACGGCACUAAAAAACUAAAUCUGUACGUGGCCCUCUGUGGACAAACUUUGACACCCCAUGUUUUAAGACCUGUGCUCCCCCCAGCACAGGGACGUGUUGCCAAAGGGUAAACUGUGUCUACUGUUGUGUUUUUUUGUUUUGAUUUAAAAUGUCCGCCGUCACGUCGCUUGCUAGCAUGGGUUUGCUUGGCUGCUUUCCUUGGCUGUUUGUUACUUCCUGAGCGUUUUUUGCCUGACCCGGGCUUGCAGUUGAGCGUCUUAUAUGCUGCCAAGUGGGCAGCACUUUGGUGUCAAUGUACAUCUUUGGGUGUCACGCCAUCCCUGCGGGGCGGUGGAAUGCUUCUUUUACCCGGACAGCAUGAUUGGAUGACCGCAUGGCAGGAGGAGUCACUCACAAAUCAGGUCUUUGUUGUUUUUUUGUUUUUUUUUUGUGGGCUUUUAAUUUGAAAGCACAAAGCGCGGGCCGGUUAGUGGCGGACACAACGGAGGGGAAGUACCAGUGCCUCCCCGGAUCUGCUGAAAGUGGGGCGCAUGACACUCAGCCAUCCACAUUGUUACUGUAAAUACAUGUUCAUUCCAAUGUACAGCUUUUCAGUUUGGAGUAUGCACCCCCUCCCCCAUGCCGUAUUUGCUGCCAACCUUUUCUUUUUGUGUAUAAAAGAACAUUUAUGAAUAAGGAUGAUGAUGAUAUUUGCUUCUGCAUAGUCUUUAUGUGGCUGACAUGUACUGACUGUUUACAACAGUGGAACAAAAACCUCCAGUCUGUGUAGAGAUUCUCUUAUUGUGUUUCAAUUUCAAAGAAAAAAAAAACAACAACCUCCGUGGCAACAAAUGCCUGCAUCGUCCAACAAUCGGGAGGUUUCAGUGGUUAUGAUCUAGAAUGUGAUUAUUUUUUUGGAAGAAGCAGGGCAAAAAAAGAAACAAAAGACCUGGAAAAUGUCCUUCACUGUUGUAAGUGCAAUGGAAAAGCGUCAGUCGUGUAUCCAUUGUGAAACCUUGUGUUCUACUCUGUGUAUUCCUGUAAGAUGACAAUUGCUUUGUACAUUUUGGUGCAUCAUGUCCAGUAAUGUGAUUCAAUGAAAAUAUUGACCCUGCCAUUUCCAAGCAGAAAAACAGUAAACAUUAAAGGAAUAUAAUGUUGUCAUGUACUUACGGGUCUGUGUCCACUUUUUCCACAGACGUCAUGCCGGAUGAUUCUUAGGUGGUCCAAG
Molecule: messenger RNA, 15576 nt
Organism: Doryrhamphus excisus (bluestripe pipefish)
Lineage: Eukaryota; Metazoa; Chordata; Actinopteri; Syngnathiformes; Syngnathidae
Gene: bsnb
Product: bassoon (presynaptic cytomatrix protein) b
Biological process (GO): presynaptic active zone assembly; protein localization to synapse
Cellular component (GO): GABA-ergic synapse; glutamatergic synapse; axon
Molecular function (GO): structural constituent of presynaptic active zone; metal ion binding
Source: RefSeq, a predicted model, not a curated record